Acipenser ruthenus (sterlet) is the source of this 5595-nucleotide messenger RNA. RefSeq names its product protein kinase C-binding protein NELL1-like. The record is from RefSeq and is a predicted model, not a curated record. Gene Ontology annotation, molecular function: calcium ion binding; protein binding. Bases 113 to 2539 code for a protein of 808 amino acids. The transcript has 20 exons. NCBI's taxonomy places the organism in Eukaryota, Metazoa, Chordata, Actinopteri, Acipenseriformes, Acipenseridae.
GGAGCUGGCACAGUUUUCAAGGCAGCCUGAGAGCGAGUUUGAAUUUCAGUGAAAUCCACCGCGCUGGGUCUUUUUUGUGGAAACUGUACAGAGUUACACCCAGUAAAUACAAAUGGAUGUGUUUCUGAUGAUUUUCGCAGCCCUGCUCAUUGCAAAACCAGUUUUCGGGUUUGGAAUGGAUCCCGAGUUACACAUUGAUAUUAUCAGCGAACUGGACUUGGUGAAUGCAACCUUUGGAGUAACCCAAGUGGCGGGGCUACAUAACAAUAGCAAAUCAUUUUUGUUUCAAGAUAAAGAGAGAGAAAUCCACGCCUCACCACACGUAGCUGAGAAAGUGAUUCAGCUGUUUAGGAAUAAAAGUGAAUUCACGUUCCUGGCAGCCAUCCAGCAGAAGUCAUCAACGUCAGGGGUCAUAUUCUCCAUCCUUGAGUCAGAACACAGUUAUUUUGAACUGGAGAGCAGCGGGUUACGAGAUGAAAUCAGAUACCACUACCGCUUUAAUGGGAAACCCAGAACAGAAGCAUUCCCUUAUCGCUUGGCAGAUGGACAGUGGCAUAAGAUUGCGCUUUCAAUCAGCGCUUCUCAUCUGCUACUCCACGUGGACUGCAAUCGGAUUUAUGAGCGUGUUAUAGACCCUCCACAAACUGAUUUUAUGCCAGGGAGCACUCUGUGGCUUGGCCAGCACAACAGAAAACAUGGCUUAUUUAAGGGUACUAUUCAAGAUGUCAAAAUAAUCUUUGCGCCUAAUGGAUAUAUUACACAGUGUCCAAAUCUUAAUCGCACCUGUCCAACAUGCAGUGAUUUCUUGAGUCUUGUACAAGGCAUCAUGGAUUUGCAGGAGCUUUUGGCUAAAAUGACUAUAAAAUUAAAUUAUGCGGAAACAAGACUAAGCCAGCUGGAGAGUUGCCACUGUGAAAAAUCCUGCAAGGUGAACGGAGUAGGCUUCAGAGAUGAAGAGUUGUGGGUGGAACCUGAAAACUGCAGAAACUGUGCUUGCAAAAAUGGUGUGGUGGAGUGCAGGAGAAUCCUCUGUCCUCCUGCUAACUGUUCUGCAGGCUCGCUUCCAGUACAUGUUGAAGGCAAAUGCUGCAAAGAAUGUAGGCCCAAUUGUAUCUACAUGGGAAAAGUGUUGUCUGAGGGACAGCGAGCCUUAACUAAAAGUUGCAGAGAAUGCAAGAACGGGAUGAUGGUGAAAGUGACUGAGAGCUGCCCAGCUGUUAACUGUACAGAAAGUGAACGUUUUCUACCGGAAAACAGAUGCUGCAAUGUUUGCAGAGGCUAUGACUUCUGUGCUGAAGGACAUAACUGUGGAGAAAACUCAGUAUGCAAAAACUGGAAUACUAAGGCUGUCUGUGAGUGCAAGAGUGGCUUCUCUUCCAUCUCCGGAGACUCGGCAUACUGUGAAGAUAUUGAUGAGUGUGCAGCAGAGAUGCAUUAUUGCCAUGCUAACACUGUCUGUGUUAACCUCCCUGGAUCUCACCACUGUGACUGCAUCCCAGGGUAUAUAAGAGUGGAUGACUUCUCCUGCACAGAACAUGAUGAAUGUGGAAGUGGACGGCACAACUGUGAUGAGAAUGCAAUCUGCACCAACACCAUCAGAGGACACAGCUGCACCUGCAAGCCAGGAUACGUGGGCAACGGAACCAUCUGCCUAGCAUUCUGCGAAGAAGGCUGCAGGAGUGGGGGGGCAUGUGUGUCACCAAACAUGUGCCUCUGCCCUUCUGGAUUCACAGGAAGUCACUGUGAAAAAGAUAUUGAUGAAUGUGCUGAAGGGGUCGUUCGGUGCCACAACCACUCGCGCUGUGUCAACCUUCCAGGCGGGUACCAUUGUGAGUGCCGAAGCGGUUUCCAUGACAACGGCACCUACUCUCUUGAUGGGGGGUCUUGCAUUGACAUUGACGAAUGUGCUACAAGAACACACACCUGCUGGAAUGACUCUGCUUGCGUCAACUUGGAGGGCAGCUUUGACUGCUUGUGUCCCACCGGACCCUCCUGCUCUGGAGACUGCCCUCAUGAAGGAGGGCUCAAACGCAAUGGCCAGGUCUGGACUCUGAAGGAAGAUAGAUGCUCUGUGUGCUCUUGCAAGGAUGGGAAGAUUUUCUGUCGAAGAACCGCAUGUGACUGCCUGAACCCCAAUGUUGACCUUUUCUGCUGUCCAGAGUGUGAUUCCAGAGUGACAAGCCAGUGCUUCCAUCAGAGUGGGCACAAGGUGUACCGCAGUGGGGACAACUGGACGUACAGCUGCCAGCACUGCAGGUGUUUGGAGGGGGAAGUGGAUUGCUGGCCCCUUGCCUGCCCAGUUGUGGACUGUGAGUACACGGCUGUCUCCGAGGGAGAAUGCUGUCCUCGCUGUGUCAGUGAUCCGUGCCUUGCUGACAACAUUGCAUAUGACAUCAGAAAAACCUGUUUGGAGAACUAUGGAAUCAUACGGCUCAGUGGGUCAAUAUGGACAAUGGCUGGAUCGCCCUGCACUACAUGCAAGUGCAAGAAUGGGAGUAUCUGUUGCUCGGUGGAUUUAGAAUGCCUUCAGAAUAACUGAGUCAGCUUCUUUGGGUUUAUACUCACAGACUGAACGGUCAUCUAUGACAAUUGCCAAAGUCUCCAUAGAGGAAGCUGUCUGGAAAUUCUGCUUCGAAGGACCUGUUGUAAUACCCUGUUCCGUUGUCCUUGAAAGACACUUGAACUUCCAAUUUGAUAGAAAUUGUCAUUCUUAAAUGUCGAAACCAUGCGUGAUUCCAUUCUUACUCAUUCCAGAUCUGUUAAAUGUGUUGUGUUAGUUGAAGAGUGAAUUCACAAAGGGGAAAGUUAUUUCGCCCAUGUUGCUAUAAUUAUGCAUAAGAAAAAUGCUUCACUCUAUAUAUAUAUAUAUAUAUAUAUAUAUAUAUAGAGAGAGAGAGAGAGAGAGAGAGAGAGAGAGAGAGAGAGAGAGAGAGAGAGAGAGAGAGAGAGAGAGAGAGAGAGAGAGAGAGAGAGAGAGAGAGAAUGGAUUUCUAAAUUUUAAUAUUACUAUCUCUACAGUAAUAAAUCACAAUACUUGUAACUGUUGUAACUGUAUUUCUGUAUCUGCCAAUGAGAGCAGACAAUCAGACUUCCAAUACAGGGACACACAAGAAGACUUAGUAUGAACAUUUUUCAACAGCAGAACAGAUUUACAGUACUAUACAUUUUAAAUGCGUGCACCACAUUAAAAUAUGUAUUUCCUUUUUUUUUAAAUAGCUGUCUUGUAUAUGGAUUGAAACUAGACAAAACAUAAUUGGUUUUGGUUUCUGUCUUGAGGAAUCCAGCAAGACCAAACUGGUUGAAUGCCACUGGUAUAUAAUCUGUACAUUUAUUUUUUUCAUUACAUUAAAGGAAGAAAAAGAUAUUUCUGUACAGUAUAUCAUGGUAGAAACAAAACCUUCCAGUGGUGAAUUUGAAAGCUGAUGAAUGAAUUUUCAUUUUCUAAACCUAUCAAAAAAAAGGCUUCUUCCCCUGUUUUCGCUGAUUUCCAUUAAAAUGUUCCGCCAUUUUAUAAUGGUAAGGGUCUCCAUAACUGUUGUGAUGAUGCCAGACAUUUUGUGAGAAAAUACAUUAAAUUCAGAGGAUUGGUAAUUCUAGAAUAAAAAAUACUCUGCCUGCAAGGUUAAAGGAGAAACUAAUAAAGGUUUAUUGUUGAGGUAGGAUGGUUAUAUGCCAGCAGUUCAGCAGGUUGGCUUAUUUGCGUAUUGCUAUGCUUAUUAAGGAAUAAUAUACCAUCUUUGUCCAGCCCUUUCUUGUACCUCUAAAGUACACAGCUUUCAUCAGUAUGUAUUGGUAUGUCACUACUCAACCCUUGAUGCUGCUUAUAUUAAAAGGGGGGGGGGGGGGAUAUUGUAAUAGAUUUUAAUCUGGAUUCAUACCCUAUGUCCUUGCGGUAUGCAAAUCCAAACCUACAGCUAUGGCCAAAAGUUUUGCAUCACCUAGAACUUUAGUAUUGAGACAUAAAAAAAUCAAACUAUAUGAACAUAAUUGAGAUCUUUUAUUUAACAUCAUGUAAUCAAAUAAACUACAAAAUGAUAUUGCAAAAGUCUACCGGAAGCCAUAAUAGUAGUACAGUAUUUCAUGUGAGAUUUAAAAAUGUCUAAUUUUUCAAUUACACAGCGGUAUGUCAUUUAAUAGGUUAAUGUAACAUUAUUCAGCAGGUUUCAUUCGACUUUAUAAAGCAAAAAUAGUUAAUUCCAUAGGGUCAUGAAAACCUUUGGCUAUAGCUGAGUAUUGUAACAAUAUUACACAGUGAAGGCAUAUGGAAUGAUUGUAUGCAACGGAAAACUGUAAGACAGAGUAAGUGACCUAUGCUGCAAAUGAGUAGAAAACGAAGAAAGAACAUAAACACAAGUGGAGAGCAAUUUGCAGUUUAAGGGACUGUGGCAUCAGCAUUGUAAUCCUUAUUGCUGGUUUGUAGUGUUUAGGCUUUUAUAUAAAUAUAUAUAUAUAUAUGUAUAUAAAUUGAUGUUCCUUUAAUUACCAUGAAUUGUUUGAGUCUGUGAAUUGUAAAUGUGUAUCUUGAGAAAACACUGUCUUUUCUAAACCUUUAUCACUUGUAAUUGACCUAAAUCUGGGUCCAUACUGAGUCGAUUUUGUUGGCCAGAACUGUAGAGCAACCGAAUCGGCCAACAUAAUCUUAUGGCGUCUUGGGCAACAGUUUAUUGUUGCAGUUAGAAAAGUGCCCAACUUUUUUGGUGUGCUGUCAGUUUAUGCUGCAAUAGAUUUCCUAUUGAUUAUUGUAUCAUCUCAUGUUUUGGUAUAUGCAAAAAAUUGUGUUUCCAUAAAAUACUAUUUUGUUUAUUAAAAGUAUUUGCUAUAUCAAAAAUGUCCCGAACAAUGUUGCCAACAAAGUGGGGAGGUAUUGGUUUGUUGUGGACUAGGCUUCAGACAGCCCAGCUACAUGAUUCAGUAAUACUUUAGCUUAUAGAGCUGUUAUAAGUGAUUAUAAACCAUCUAUAAACAUGUUACUAAUUUUGCUAUUAACAGUUAUAGAUUAUGAUUAUAAAUAAUAAAAACUAUUAUUAUACACUUUUGCUAUUGUUUAUAAUUGGUUAUAACAGAUACCUAAACUAAAGUGUUUACCCAUGAUGCUACAAAAAUCUCUCCACUUUACAAGAAGGGAUUCAAGGGGGAAGAUGUGGCUUAAAGUCAUUGAAUCCGUCUAUCUUGAUAAGAUUACAUCCACAGGGUAACACAACACAAUUCUUAAAUCACAUGUGUAUCCACCAGCAUUACAGACUGACUGUACUUGUGAAUUCUACCCCUAUAAUGGGGUCAAGGAUCUAAUCCAAAUUAUGGUCUUAAGAGAUGUAAUCGUCAGAGAGUUUGGGCAUAUUGGAUUGUCAUGUUAUCGACUAGUCUGCGGUAAAACAAUAAAACCUUUUUAGAAAUGUCUAUGUAAAUUUCACUGUUGAGGUUUUAAUUUAUGUGCUUAGAAUUUUGGUGCAAUAUUUUGUUUUAUGUAAAUACGAUGUAAAGCUGGGGGCUAAAGGAAAAACAAUCAUGUGUUAUAAGGUUCUGAUUAUCCUUAUGCAGUUAGUAAUUAAGUCAUUUUUUAUUAAUUAUGUUUUCACUUAACAAUGGGAAGAAAAG